Hemicordylus capensis (graceful crag lizard) is the source of this 1728-nucleotide messenger RNA. Its product is annotated as tubulin alpha-1C chain. Gene Ontology annotation, molecular function: structural constituent of cytoskeleton; GTP binding. The transcript has 4 exons. Bases 274 to 1623 code for a protein of 449 amino acids. The record is from RefSeq and is a predicted model, not a curated record. Gene Ontology annotation, cellular component: microtubule; cytoplasm. NCBI's taxonomy places the organism in Eukaryota, Metazoa, Chordata, Lepidosauria, Squamata, Cordylidae. Gene Ontology annotation, biological process: microtubule cytoskeleton organization; mitotic cell cycle.
CUACACAGCGGUCGUCAUUUAGGAAAAUUUGAACCCGCCUAUUGGAGGCCGGGUGAGGAAGCGGGGGGGGAACCAAGGUUUUUUGUUUUUUUUAACCCGCCUCCCUCCUCACCGCCUACUCUCCACGCCACGCCCCAAUCCCUAUAAAAGGCCCCACCCAGUGUCCGGGACAGCGAGAAGGAAGUUCGUGCUCACUGUUGGCUCCCUAAACGGGUCGAUUAGUGGGGCAGCUUUUCUUUUGUGUGUACUUUCCCGCUCCUGCUCGCCGAGAACAUGCGUGAGUGCAUCUCCAUCCACGUUGGCCAGGCCGGUGUCCAGAUUGGCAAUGCCUGCUGGGAGCUCUACUGCCUGGAACAUGGUAUCCAGCCGGAUGGGCAGAUGCCCAGUGACAAGACGAUUGGGGGCGGAGACGACUCCUUCAACACAUUCUUCAGUGAGACGGGAGCUGGCAAGCACGUCCCCAGAGCUGUGUUCAUAGACUUGGAGCCAACUGUGAUUGAUGAAGUGCGCACUGGAACUUACCGCCAACUCUUCCAUCCCGAGCAGCUCAUCACUGGCAAGGAAGAUGCUGCCAACAACUAUGCCAGGGGCCACUACACGAUUGGCAAAGAGAUCAUUGACUUGGUCCUUGAUAGGAUCAGGAAGCUGGCGGACCAGUGCACGGGUCUCCAGGGCUUCCUGGUCUUCCACAGCUUUGGGGGUGGCACCGGCUCUGGUUUUACUUCCUUGCUGAUGGAGCGCUUGUCUGUCGACUAUGGCAAGAAGUCCAAGCUGGAGUUCUCAAUCUAUCCAGCUCCACAAGUCUCCACGGCUGUCGUUGAGCCCUACAAUGCCAUCCUGACCACCCACACCACCCUAGAGCACACAGACUGCUCCUUCAUGGUGGACAAUGAAGCCAUCUAUGACAUCUGCCGCAGGAAUCUCGACAUUGAGCGCCCCACAUAUACCAACCUCAACCGCCUUAUCAGCCAGAUUGUGUCCUCCAUCACAGCCUCCCUGCGAUUUGACGGUGCCCUGAAUGUAGACCUGACAGAAUUCCAGACCAAUCUGGUGCCCUAUCCCCGUAUCCACUUCCCACUGGCUACCUAUGCCCCCGUCAUCUCUGCUGAGAAAGCUUACCAUGAACAGCUGACUGUAGCAGAGAUCACCAAUGCUUGCUUUGAGCCAGCCAACCAGAUGGUGAAAUGUGACCCUCGCCACGGUAAAUAUAUGGCCUGUUGCCUGUUGUACCGAGGCGAUGUUGUUCCCAAAGAUGUCAAUGCUGCUAUUGCCACCAUCAAGACCAAACGUAGCAUCCAGUUUGUGGACUGGUGCCCUACUGGUUUCAAGGUUGGCAUCAAUUACCAGCCCCCCACCGUGGUCCCCGGGGGUGACCUGGCCAAAGUGCAGCGUGCUGUCUGCAUGCUGAGCAACACCACAGCCAUUGCUGAGGCCUGGGCCCGCCUGGACCACAAGUUUGACCUGAUGUAUGCCAAGCGUGCCUUUGUCCACUGGUACGUUGGGGAGGGGAUGGAGGAAGGGGAGUUCUCGGAGGCUCGGGAGGACAUGGCUGCCCUAGAGAAGGAUUAUGAAGAGGUUGGGGCAGACAGUGCUGAUGGGGAGGAUGAGGGCGAAGAAUACUAACUCUGUAUUGGUUUGUGUUUCUGCUUUUUCCUCCUCCAGUCUCUUUCUUGAUCCCUGUUACUGUCCAUUGUGUCAAUGCUCAUUAAAAGUGCUCUUCAGUUAAAA